GCAAGCUGAGGUGUGAAUAACCCAGCCACUUCUCCAAAACUAUGGGUAUUCAGAGAAAAUAUUCAACUGCAGAGGUCAUUAUUGUAAAAGAAUAAUCAAAUCCGAGAGACCUAGAUUUCUGUCCUCUGUUCACUUCUCAUUGGUUGAAUCAUGGAAGAGGAAAGAAAAAUGUUUUAUGUGGUUUUCACUUUCUCUCUCUUCACUCACUGGCAUCACCACCACCACCUCCUCCUCCACUCCCAGCAGCACUUGUAGAGGGAGAGACAGAGACAGAUUUUUGAGAGAGUGAGAGAGAGAGAGAAGUUGGCUUUUCUUCUUGUUCUGAGUUUCCAGUCUGAUAUUCUUUUUUUUUUUUUUUCAAUUGUUAUUUUACUGAUUUAUUUUGUUGUUAUCUUCUUCAGCUGGGUGGUUCAGAUUCACAAGUGGGAAACUGGGUUGUUAUCAGAUUUGAUGGUUGUUCGUGUUUAUGAGGAAAAUUGUCGCGGUUCAAAAGGAAAUCUUCAAAAACCAAGCUUCGUUCUUCAAUAAUUCAAGCUUUCAUGGAAGAGAAUUGAAGAAAAAAAGAGAGAAGCAAAUGGAGUCAGAUCUUCAACGACAUCAUCAUAAUUUUAACGAACAUCAAGCCCAACAUCAGCAAAACCAGAUGAACUCCGGCUUGACGCGGUACCGGUCGGCCCCAAGUUCGUACUUUUCAAACAUAAUGGACAGAGAAUUCUGCGAACAAUUCUUCAGCCGGCCUACGAGCCCCGAAACAGAGCAAAUCUUCGCUCGGUUUAUGUCCGGUGGCAGCGGCGGCGGCGGUGGUGCUGCUGCCGAUGGAGGCACAGAAGAUGAUGCAUCAGAAGUGAGUGCAAAAGAGGGUAAUAGCCAGCCAACGCAGUUUAUGCAAUCAAUACAUAACGAAGCAGCAAGAGUUCUUCAGCAGCAGAGCAACUAUGGCUCUACUUCUCAGAGUUUUUACCAAACUCCAUCGAGACUGCCUUUGCCGAAUCAGGGCUUGAAUUCAAUGGGGAUGGAUCCAUUGACGCAGAUGAAGUCCGGCGGUGGUGGUAAUAGUUCCAGCCUUAUUCGGCAUAGUAGCUCGCCUGCCGGAUUGUUCUCCCACAUCAAUGUUGAAAACAGCUAUGCUGCAAUGAGAGGCAUGGGAAAUUUUGGAGGCGGUAAGAGCACUAAGGAAGAAGCAUCUUUUUCUUCUGUAAGCAGGUUGAAGAAUUACUCAGCAGGGCCUCCUUCUUCAGCAGGGGUAAUGAGUCCAAUAGCUGAAAUCGAGGACAAAAACAUGGCAGCAAACAAUCCAGACAGUGGAGUUUUUGGUGAAAGCCGUGGUGACAACUAUGUCACAGGUUUCUCAAUGGGUUCUUGGGAUGACACGGCGAUGAUUUCAGAUAAUAUCACAGCUGGUCUUAAAUCACUUGUAGAUGAUGAUGAAAAGCCAUUUUCCAAUAUAAACAUGUCAGAAACUCAGAAUAUGGAGUCUGGAAAUCGCCCUCCUACUGUUUUGGCUCACCACAUGAGUUUGCCAAAAACUGCAGCAGAGAUGGUUGCCAUUGAAAAGUUUUUGCAGCUCCAAGAUUCUGUACCUUGUAAGAUUCGAGCUAAGCGGGGCUGUGCCACUCACCCGCGAAGCAUCGCCGAGAGGGUUAGAAGAACCAGAAUCAGUGAAAGGAUGAGGAAGCUGCAAGAUCUUGUACCCAACAUGGACAAGCAAACAAACACAGCAGACAUGCUAGAUUUAGCAGUUGAGUACAUUAAAGACCUUCAAAAACAAGUCCAGACACUUUCCAAUAACCGAUCAAGGUGUACGUGUUCAAACAAGCAGCAGCAAUAGCACAAAAGGCCUGUCUCUCUGUCUGUCUGUGUGUCUGACUUGCUUUUUGUACACCACCAUGAGAAUGUGGAAAGAAGAUAGAAAGCUAAUCUUAGCUGGGUUCUAUUUUGCACUGAAAAAGUAGCAUGUAGUUUACUAUGAAAUGUGUGGGUGUAAAGGGUUAAAAGGCUACUGAUAGUUAACUGUAAAAGAUCCACACCUAUUGAUGCCAUUAUAGAAAGCAAAUCUGUACAGUUAAUUUUUCUA
This is a messenger RNA of Corylus avellana, 2074 nucleotides long. Its product is annotated as transcription factor bHLH130. NCBI's taxonomy places the organism in Eukaryota, Viridiplantae, Streptophyta, Magnoliopsida, Fagales, Betulaceae. Gene Ontology annotation, cellular component: nucleus. The record is from RefSeq and is a predicted model, not a curated record. Gene Ontology annotation, biological process: regulation of transcription by RNA polymerase II. Gene Ontology annotation, molecular function: protein dimerization activity; RNA polymerase II cis-regulatory region sequence-specific DNA binding; DNA-binding transcription factor activity, RNA polymerase II-specific.